Epithele typhae is the source of this 843-nucleotide messenger RNA. RefSeq lists its product as uncharacterized. Lineage: Eukaryota; Fungi; Basidiomycota; Agaricomycetes; Polyporales; Epitheliaceae. The record is from RefSeq and is a predicted model, not a curated record. Bases 1 to 843 code for a protein of 280 amino acids. The transcript has 4 exons.
AUGCUUGUGAAGAAGCAAGAGCCACCCGACGAGGUCGAGUGCGCUGUCACUCAUGUCUUCUCUGGUCACUCGCCAGUGGAGGAUGCUCACGUUGUCCCAGCCGAAGUAUCACAGGACGAACUCGCUGCCCUCGAGUGGUCAUGGGACUUAAUACGCGGCACUUUCGAUGUCAAUGCCCGCGAAAAUGUCAUACCGGUCACAGCAGAACUACGUAGCUGGUUUGAUUUGCAUGAAGAUUCGAAACCCGCCGGGUGGUUACUGCUCCCUGCCGAAUACGCACGCGAAGCGAUCAAGGCUAUGUACGAGCAAUAUGUCGGUGAGGACUUCACCGAAAACGAGUACCGCGCAAAAGCUGUACCUGGCACCAGGGACUGGCGGCAGGAUCCUUCGACUUUUUACCCAGACCGAACCGAGUUCCAGUACAGGCUCGUUCCUCUGCCCAGCAUGUCACAUUGCCUCUCCGUGCGUUAUUAUACUGGUGGACCCGGUCCAUUCAAGCUCGACCAGCUGCAGCUGUUCGUCUACCCAUUCGGCGCCUUUCCGACCUUGACUCUCCGUAUCCCUCUUCACCACGCGAUCGUUAACAGCGGGCAGAAGCUAUUCGCGCUCUGCGGCGACGCGCCGUUGUGUCUUCGCACCUUCUCUUUCCUUCGCGCGCACGAGCUAGUGAUGCUCUGUGUCAUACGAGACAUCUAUCUUGCCUGGGUCCGUUCGUAUCCGUCAGCAGGAUUCCGACACGGCGAGAACACAAGUUUGCACCAUCCACACACUCCCAUGGAAGACCUUGGGCACCAGAGCUUCAUCCAUGGGACUCCCUCAGCAACGGCAGCAACAGCACCUUAA